AUGUCUGCUCCUGUCGGGCCUCGGGGCGGCCCGACCCCUUCUCCUGCGCCGGACGCCCAGCCGGAGAUGCCGGACCUAAGCCACCUAACCGAGGAUGAACGAAAGAUCAUCCUCUCUGUCAUGGAUCGGCAGAAAAAGGAAGAGGAGAAAGAGCAGUCCAUGUUGAAGACCAAGGAAGAGCCAAAGCCCCCGCCAUCUCAAUGGAACCCCUUUAGUGGGAUCAGUGAUCUGGUUAAUAACGUGCUGCUGCCCCAGUCCAAGUCUCCCACCGCCGAGGACGAGCGCAAGAAGCUGCAUCAGCAGUUUGAGAUGUACAAGGACCAGGUGAAGAAGAUCGGGGAGGAGACCGCCACCACCGCCAAGUCCGCCGCCGCCACGGAGCAGCAGAAGAGCGACUCCCCCACCUGCGGCAUCUGCCACAAGACCAAGUUUGCCGACGGCUGCGGCCACGUCUGUUCCUAUUGCCAAACCAAGUUCUGUGCCCGCUGCGGAGGACGCGUGUCUCUGCGCUCCAACAAGAAGGACAAAGUGGUGAUGUGGGUAUGCAACCUGUGCCGAAAGCAACAAGAAAUCCUCACAAAGUCCGGGGCCUGGUUCUACAGCGGCCCGAACCCGGGCGGUACUGAAGGACGCCGGUUAGGACCACAGGCCCGCCGGGGUCCAGCAGGCACCGGCCCGGACACGCUUAGGAACGGAUCGUCCCUAGACAGCAGGUGGGUCUGCGUAUUUCCCUUCUACCUGGCCGCUGUGGUAGCCUGA
This is a messenger RNA of Engraulis encrasicolus (European anchovy), 759 nucleotides long. Its product is annotated as regulating synaptic membrane exocytosis protein 2-like. The coding region runs from base 1 to 759 and encodes 252 amino acids. The transcript has 6 exons. The record is from RefSeq and is a predicted model, not a curated record. Gene Ontology annotation, molecular function: small GTPase binding; transmembrane transporter binding. Gene Ontology annotation, cellular component: presynaptic membrane; cytoskeleton of presynaptic active zone. Gene Ontology annotation, biological process: regulation of membrane potential; regulation of synaptic vesicle exocytosis; positive regulation of synaptic transmission. Lineage: Eukaryota; Metazoa; Chordata; Actinopteri; Clupeiformes; Engraulidae.